UGGCGUGAGAAAGGAGAAGUGAGCAGGAGAGAGAAAAUAUCAGGCAGUGUACAGUUAGGUCUUUCAGUCUUUCUGGUUAUUGCUGGAUUUUAAAGGCUCUUGGGCUUUUCACAUUUGCUGGAUGUAAUUGAAAGACGCAGGAAGACCUGGCCACUAGCCAUGGGUUCAAGUUCAACACUGGCAAGCCUUGUGUUUUUCCUUGGGUUGUGUGGAAUCUGUAGCGGAUUUGAACAGGAGAACUGUACUGACUACAGACUCCAGUUUGAGAGGGUUUUCUCUGUUCCUGGAGAUGUGGCUAUGCUGAGAAGCACACUGGUCUCCUCAGACGUCUUUGACUUCAAAGCUGUCCCGUACAACAUCACGUGGUACAACUCGGUGUCAGGCCAAGAAAUCACCAAUCAGACUGGUCACAUCCUGGUGCACAAGGAGACUCUGUGGAUUCUAAAUGCAACCAUGAAUGACAGUGGGGAUUAUGUGACCAUACUGAGGACUCCUUCCCACUGCUAUAGGCAGGCCAGCCGACUGGUGGUGGAGGAAAAACUUCCAGGAGAAUGUGGAAGGCCGAGGAAAGCUUAUCAGCCACUUACAAAAGGAGUCACUGACAACCUGAGCUGCCCUCUAAAGAACGAAAUGAAUAAGCUGAACAGCUACAACAUCCCUUCCUCCAUCAAGUGGUACAGAGGUUGUGACCCCAUAGAGGACGGGACAGGCGGCUUUUACUAUUGGGGCACCAGACUGAAAAUUACCAGUGUGGACCUUCAACACAAAGGCACCUAUACCUGUACUCUGACAUUCACCCUGGGUGGAAUCAAAGGAUCCGUGUCAGAGACUAUUAGCGCAGAGGUCAAAGGGGAUUACUCUUUGGUUCCACAAGUGCAUGAACCCUCCAAUGAUGUAAUCAAAGCACAGAGAGGGUACAACUUCAGUAAAAGGUGCCUGGUGUUUGUGCCGGGUGUUGGGAAGCCGUUCGUUGAUAUUUAUUGGUUGGACAAAGAUGGAUUCUUUGAGACUAACACCUCUCACCGUGUCCACAUGUUAGAACAGCGUUUGCUGCCCCAAAACGGCUCCAGUAAAGGUGCGUGGUUAGAGAGCUGGCUGAUAUUUUCUGAGCUAAGGGAGGAGGACUUCUACGUCAACUACACCUGCCGCGCGUACAGUGACAGGGGCUUUCCUGAAAGAUAUUUCAGUCUGCAAGCAGAAGAUCCAAGUGGCAUAGCUAUCGGAUCUGUGCUUGGUGGUAUGAUGGUUCUGUUUAUCAUCACCGUCACCCUGUACUACCUUUUUAAGACUGAAAUAGUGCUGUGGUUCAGGAGAGCAUUUCCAGUCUUUUACAAAAAUAAAGACUUGGAUGGGAAGCUUUACGAUGCCUAUGUGGCAUACCCACAGCCCUGUGACCUCGGAUUCAGCAAGGAUGUGGAAACAUUUGCCCUUCAAACACUCCCUCAUGUGUUGGAAAGGGCCUGCGACUACAAACUCUUCAUAGCAGGCCGCGACUGCCUGCCUGGGCAAGCUAUGGUGGACUCUGUUGAAGAAAACAUACAAGCCAGCCGCCGUGUCCUCCUUCUCUACACUGCUUCCUCUUUUACCACCAAAAGACAUACAAGCAGCACCAGCAGUAAUAAUAACAACAUUUCUAAGAGCAGUGAAUGCAGCGAUGAAAGUCAAAGAAAUGCCAGUGACAGCUUUAGCAUUACAAGCUCUGAUGUCGGUGAUAAAGUCUGUACAGACACAAGGCAGCAGCUGGAGUGUGUGGCAGCAAUGCACCGAGUGCUGAUCGAGGGCUCCCUCAAGGUGGUUCUGGUUGAGCUGGAAGAGAUCACGCCAGCUCAACUGGCUCUAUUUCCAGAGUCAGUGCGUCAUCUGAGGAAGAAGCAGGGUGCUGUGUGUUGGUGGAAGAACCAGAGGACGAGGCAAAGGUGGAAGACGUGCAUGAGUGGAGCUGAUGUAGAAAAAACUGGAACAGACUCACAGCUGUCAACAUCCCUCUCCCCUUCCUCUAGGUUUUGGAAGGAACUGAGGUAUCACAUGCCUGUCCGGGGCAAGAGGGUAGUGUAUCCUGAAACAAUAGCCUUUCUGUAAUUCUGAUGGCGAUCUGUGUUUGUCAGAUAUUGAACCAGAGAGUACCUGGUUUCUAAUGUAAAUGUGGCAGGUGCAUUUACUCACUCACAGAUAGAUCGUGGGCACUGUUAUCAGAAGCAGUGACACCAAGACCCCGAGUCAAGUUUACAGCACAGGCAACUCCAAAUGUUCUCUCAGCAGAGAUGUCACCUUUACCUUCUGUGGAACGUUUCAAGUCACACAUUGCAAUGAGUUUAAAAAAGUGUAAGAAAUGUGGAUAGUAUUGGCUAAAGAUGACAGCUGGUCAUGGACAGAUCAUUGCAGUGUCUGAAUUGUCCACAGUUUGUAUGUGAACUGUUGACAAUCAGUAACAGAAGGUGCCUGAAAAAUAAUGCAGAUGAAAAAGGCUUGAAUGGUCAUACAGUUAUUUUAUUACCACAAUCCUCAACACCCCAGCUGACACUGGCCGAUAGGCAUAUCAGGAAAUGUACAUAUGUAUGAUUAAACUUGUAAAUAUGUAGAAAAAAUGUAUAAAUUAACAUGUAAAAACUGUAAAGAGGAACAACCAGAAAAGUAUACAUUCAUGAUGAUUUUUUUAAAUUUAUGUAUAAUAUUUGUAAAAACAGCAUCAUGAAAUGAGGCUGCAUAAAAAUCUAGGUUAAAAUGUAUGCGCUAACAUUUUUAAUCAAUGAUUUUUUUUACUUAUGAUUCUGGGAAAUUGUAAAUAUUCUCUGUUUUCCAUUUGAAUUUUGUUUUAAA
Messenger RNA from Pelmatolapia mariae (spotted tilapia), 2817 nucleotides. RefSeq names its product interleukin-1 receptor-like 2. The transcript has 12 exons. Gene Ontology annotation, molecular function: interleukin-1 receptor activity. The record is from RefSeq and is a predicted model, not a curated record. Bases 160 to 2079 code for a protein of 639 amino acids. Gene Ontology annotation, biological process: signal transduction. Lineage: Eukaryota; Metazoa; Chordata; Actinopteri; Cichliformes; Cichlidae.